This is a messenger RNA of Salmo salar (Atlantic salmon), 2292 nucleotides long. RefSeq lists its product as uncharacterized. Lineage: Eukaryota; Metazoa; Chordata; Actinopteri; Salmoniformes; Salmonidae. Gene Ontology annotation, molecular function: protein binding. The record is from RefSeq and is a predicted model, not a curated record.
CCCUGCCUCUCAGAGUAGUAUAAAAAGACACGGGUUGUUUUGCUUCAUUUCAAACUCGGAGCAGGAACGUAAUAGCCCACACGCAGCCCAAUCCAGUUCGAUUUGGAUAUUAAACAAUUUACCGGUAAACCGAAGUCAUAACGUGGUUAGCCACAUUUUUUGGGGUCCUCCUGUUUUCUUGCAGUGGACCUUAGCACAGUUCUUCUGACCCGGUUCUUCUGACCGACUCGUAAAACGGAUAAUUCUGUACAGCUUCUGCGAUCGACACACACAAACACACACUCCAGUUUUCUUCUGGAACUCUGUGAUCACCGGGAACCUUAGAUGGAUGUGGAAUCUCAGAAGAGCGCACGCCCCCGUGGACGGUGCCUGGACGUUUUCUUGGUCGGUUCUAUCGUUUUGCUCUUCCUGGUGGUGGCGACAGUUGUUGUCAUGGGAACUUUGGCUCUUGUGGAGCUACGGUCAGAGAUCGGGGUUAAGCCUUCUGUUGUGGAUAUGCAAGGUACAUCGGAGACGCACCACGGCGUGCCCCUGUCCAUGCCCGCGUACAAGAUGCAGAACUUGGCCUACCUGCAACUCACCUCCGCCAAGCUGGAGAACAGCACAAUGUCCUGGUCCCAGGUCAAACAUGGACUGGAGUCCUCUGUUGGAGAUCUGUACGAAUACAACCUUCACCAACAUACAUUGCAAACCAAGCAGGGUAGCUUCUACUUCCUGUACCUGGACCUCCAGCUCAUCUGUACCGCCAACUGUAGGCGGGGCAUCCUCGUCGUCCAGAUUGCAAGUCACGGUGACGAAAAGCUCACAUGCCAGGUGGAGCUCCCAGAGUGGUCAGUGUCAAACCCUGUGACAACGGUAACCAGGAAGUGCUGGAGGGUGACACGGCUGGACCCAGAGAGCCGGUUGAUCGGCCAUAUGGUGGUGCAGGAAGCACAGGACACGUUCUGGAAACUGGACGUGAACGGAUCCGGAAUGGGAGUUUUCUUAGUGGGUUGAUAUGGGCCACGUUCAGUAGCUAAACCUUGUGAAGCGUUGCAGGUAGAGACGCCGUGAACAGAGCCGACGUUAUUCUUUCAUUAAGAUGUCAGGGAGGCAUAUAGUUCUACUUUGCUGCUAUCUGAACAUUCCGAAACGUUGCGUCCUGCUGAACGCACCACUGGGGUGGAAGUUAGGGCUCCGCCACAGACGAAGGGAAGGAGACGAGUAAAGGAAGCGAGCUAAGGGUACUGAGAUGCACCCCAUCUAGGAGAACUUGCAGACAGAGAGAGUCUUCCCACCAUGCACUGUUUGUGGACUUUGACCUCUGUCGCUCAGGGCAUCUCCAUGGAAACAAUUUAAACGAAACAAUUCAGGUCUAUUUAUAUGGAUAUUUAUUGAAUGUAUAUACAUUUAAUGUAUAAAUAUGUGUAUUUAUAUAUUUGUACUCAGGGUUACAAUGUGUUGUUUAUUGUUAUGUGUAGAUGCCACUACGUUGGUGCUGGUGUAUAAUACACAUGAUAUACUGUGUAUAUACAUGGAUACAUGAUAUCAUUGAUUUGAUAUGCCUUAUUACCGUUGCUUGGCAACCACAGUAACCUCCUCAGAGUCUUCAGGUGGGGUUCUGUUCUGUUCAGGAGCAACAACAAAAUGGACUCUUAUUUUCUUCAAGGUAGAGACUCAGCGAUAUGUCACAGGUGCAGAAAGUAAUCAGCCUGGUGGGUUCUCUGCUGUUCUGUUCCCGUGGCUACCAGGUUGCGACAGCGUGAGGCCAACCCGUACACACGCGCAGAUACAGUGUGAGAGUGAAGACGUGCAUCUCGCUCAUCUCAGUAUCAGCGGUGUUGCUCGUGGCAACGUCGUUUGGCUGAGUCUAACUCUUAACUUUGUUUCCUAUGAUAUGAUUUGCUGUUGGCCGGCCAGGCAGCCUCCGAGGUCCUGUACUCACUGAGUGAGCUUAGUCACAGAGCUCAGCCGGCAUGCAUCCCAAAUGGCACCCUCAUUCCAUAUAUAGUGCACUACCCUUGACUAGAGUCUAUAGGGUAGUAGUGCACUCUAUAGGAGCAGGAUGCCAUUUGGAACGCAGGCAUGGGCUUCCAAUCCACUGUGGGCGUCCACAGCUCAUGUCAGGAGGAACUCAGUGACAUCAUUACAUUGCCAAGCGGACGAGAUGAUAACAUUUGCACAGGUCACUAUGACCAAUUGAUGAAUGUAUUUAUUUAUAAAUGAUAUGUUUACUAUGUGUUAUUUAUGUAUUAUUUAUGUUUCAUUAACUGUACUUAUGCUGAACUAGGUAAUAAACCUGGAUAUACACAA